AUACCCAGAGGCUGCUGCCGCCUCGCCGAGUUCCUGUGGCUGUCGCGACUCGGAGUAUGGGACACUGAUGGCCAUGGAUGGCUACAGGGGCUUCCUGGGGCUGCUGGUGUCGGCGCUGCUCGUCGGCUUCCUGUCCGUGAUCUUCACCCUCAUCUGGGUCCUCCACUACCGAGAGGGGCUCGGCUGGGACGGGAGCCCGCUCGAGUUUAACUGGCACCCGGUGCUGGUGGUCACUGGCUUCGUCUUCAUCCAGGGCAUCGCCAUCAUUGUAUACAGACUACCGUGGACCUGGAAAUGCAGCAAGCUCCUGAUGAAAUUAAUCCAUGCAGGGUUAAACGCCGUUGCAGCCAUUCUUGCAAUUAUUUCUCUGGUGGCUGUUUUUGAUUUCCACAAUUCCUUCAAAAUCCCCAAUAUGUACAGUCUACAUAGCUGGGUUGGAUUGACAGUUGUCAUAUUCUACAUCUUACAGCUUCUCCUAGGUUUUUUCAUCUUUCUCCUUCCCUUGGCUCCACUUUCUCUCCGAGCAUUUCUCAUGCCCAUACAUGUUUAUUCUGGACUUCUCAUCUUUGGAACCGUGAUUGCAACAGUGCUUAUGGGAGUGACUGAGAAACUGAUAUUUACCCUGAAAACGCCUGCCUAUAGUACGUUGCCCCCAGAAGGCGUUUUCGCAAAUAUCCUCGGCCUUCUGAUUCUGGUGUUCGGAGCCCUCAUCUUUUGGAUAGUCACCAGACCACAAUGGAAACGUCCUAAAGAACCGAAUUCUACCCUCCUUCAGCCCAACGGAGGCACUCCAGAGGGCGUGGAAGGCUCCAGAGCAAUCAACUUUGGCAACAUGGACAAAUCAGAUUCAGAGUUAAACGAUGAAACAGCAGCGAGGAAAAGAAACGUUGCCCUUGACGAUGCUGCUCAGAGAUCCACCAUGUAAAAUGUUGUAGAGGUGUAGCCUUGUAACUUCGCUUUUAAAAACUAGCUCUGCAGUUUAGCAUCUGCCUUUUAGCCAUGAGAUGAUUGAGCUCCAUAGAGUUGUUUUAAUCCUGAAGUAGAUUUUCUCAAAAGAGUAUGUACUGAGUGAGACCUAUGAACUUAGCUGAACCGGAAAGGAGGUGGUUGAUGUAAACGAUUCUAGCUGUAAACUGUGGUUCUGUUACCUGUUGUCGAGGGCCAAAGCCUCCUGUGCCGUGCAGAGAGCAGAUGCUCAAAAUGUGUCUGUUGUUUGGCAAACCUGAUAAAUUGGCAGCCCUGAAAGUUUUUCCAAAACUCAACUUAGUCCCAAGGCUUCCCUGGCGUUUGGCAUAUUUUAUGAUCCAGAUUCCAAACUUAAUUAGAUGGGAAUAUGCCUGUAUUCUUAAGCAGCGUGAACUGCUCUACAAAUCCCAAAGAGCACUUUCCUCAAGUUUCUGUUUUUAUUUUUUAAAAGUACUCGCAUGGCACUUGCUAUGUGCCAGAACUAUUCUAAGCACUUUAUAAAUCUUAGCUCAUUCAGUCCCUGGACAAACCUUGAGAGGCAGGGACUAUUAUUAUCUCUACUUUACGGAUCAGAGAUCUGAAGCUUGAACGGUUAGUAACUUGCCUCAAAGUCGUAAGUGGUGGAACUGAAAUUCAAAACCUGCUAGUCCGGCUCCUCAGUCCACGAGUCUAACCACUCCAUUAGGCUAUUUUUUUUCUGAUUUAUACUAAUUUGCACCUACUUUGACUCUCCCCUGAAUAGAUUUCAACUGCUGGAGUGCAGUGGAGUUGUUAAUGUUUACCUUUUGGCUCUUUUUCCCAAGGUAGAUUCCUCAGGUCACCAAGGAAAUACAUCACAGACACCCUCACACUGCCCCAAGUCACAGGCUGCCCUGAUGCCUCUUUGUGCUUAAAGUUGUGUCUUGAUGACAAAGAAAAGUUUGGACAAGAACAUGUAUGGCUUUCAGGAUAAUAAGUUACAACUGUUGUUCUUCACAAUCUUAGCUGCUGAACAGUUUUGGGUUUGAAGACAGGGGAGUCUUACCUCACGGCCUGCCCUUCCUGGGGGUGGUAGUUAGGGGCCUUCCAGAUCUGGGUGGAAUUUUAGGGGAUAUCUUGAACUUUGUGUUCUUGGUAGCGAAUGGAGCCUCAGAGGUGACAGCCUUCGUGCCCGGAGACCUUCUCUUGGCUGACUUAAAUUCAAACCUAGAGGACUGCCUUGUUGAAAUGAUGUUUUUCAUUUUGGGGUCGGUUUUUGGUUUCCCUGCAAUGUUAAAGUGGACUAUUUUAAUGUGGAUAAAUACCUUAGAGUUUUACACCAAAUACACUUGACUUUUUUUGGUGUUUAGUGGAUUUCCUUUUAGGAUAACUGGGAAUUACUUCCAUAGAUUGCAUAUUGAAUAUACUCCAUCACAUCCCUUAAGCUUCAUGGAUAACUGUUCAAGACUCCCUUGCCAAAACACUGUCUUCUUCUUAUGGAAUUCUCUUUCCAAAAUUGGUAGUACUGUCAGAAGGACUGCUAGUGCCUGGCUCAAUCCCUGGCAAAUAGUAGGCACCAUUCAAUUUAAAAUCAGUAGAGCAGACUAUAAUUUUGGUGCUAAGUUGGAGAAAUUCCAUUGUCACACAGAAACAUUUGAAAAAGGGAUGUUUCAUUACAUGGCGAGGCACAGAAUUCCAGGAGAUUUUUUGGGGGGAGAGGUCGGUGACUGCCUCAAAAAUUCAAACUUUCAUUCCAUUUUAUAUAGGCCAAGAUAGGUUAUCACUGAAAAGUUAAUUAUGGACUUGGUGCUAUACUGUUGUGCUCCAUUUUAAAGUAUUUGAGCACCCCUCAUCUCAGCCCUUUAUUUUAUCAUCCCUGUGGGCUGAUGUUUUGGUAAUCUUACAGAUACUAUAGGAUCUUCUCUUUCUUUCUCAGCCUGAUUAAAACAAUGCAUAAUAAAAUAUGCCCAGGAAAACUUUCUGUUUGAGUCUUUUAAUGCGCAUUCUAUUCUAAUGAUAAUUGCACCUUUAUUUUUCAAGAGCUAAUAUUUGCUACCUAAACCAUCUCCCCCAAAAAAUCUCAUUAAAAAGCCCACAAACAGAAUAGGGGAGAAGAAAGCUUUAAGUAUCAAUUUCAAAACAGUGACUGAUUUCUCCACAAAUAAUUAUAGUUUAUAUCGUCUGCAGAGAUAACCUGGCUUGGCUUACCCCACCCAUAAUCUAAUUUCAGGAGGAAAAAAGCUUUAUUUUAACACUCAUAUAAGUCAACACUAACACCUUUUCUCUGCAAGGAUUUCUUGAGAAACUCGAAUAUGUGUUUUGAUUUAAUGCUAUCAAAAGUUUACAGCUUCCUAUGCUCCUGUGUCAAACUGAAUUCCCUCUCCAAAGCACUUUCAUUCCUUUCCUUGUGUGCUUUCGUUUCAGCUGUGACUGUUAGAAACAGCCUCUCAGACCUUACAACCAAAUGACAAAGAAGGCGAUGGCACCUUUUAAAAAAUACUGACAAGUGGUUUCUGUUUCUAAAGGACAAAAUAAAGAGGAUGUCUUGUUUUUAAUUAGGCUAUUUUCCCCACUGAGUUGGAAAUUCCAGUGCACUACUGGUUGACCACAGCUGCCAAAUCUAAAAGCUCAAAGAAGAAGUAGAGCUUUAUGCUAAUUUUAUGGCAAUAUAAUAGAAUAUUUAUCUUGGCCUGUCCUUUUUUCAGAUAAUUCCAACGGAAAACUGUAACUGCCAUCUCUUAGAGCUGCACAUAGAAAAGUAUAGAAGAAAGACAACUAUUAUUCUUUAUUCCCUAUAAAGUUCCUGGAAAAAAAUUCUAUAUUUGAAUGUGUCUUUUUGUCUCAGCACAUUUAUGGAACAAUAUUAACUAGCCUGAAUAUUUUAAAAUUUUGUAGAAGAA
This is a messenger RNA of Pteronotus mesoamericanus, 3824 nucleotides long. Its product is annotated as plasma membrane ascorbate-dependent reductase CYBRD1. The transcript is spliced from 4 exons. Gene Ontology annotation, cellular component: lysosomal membrane. The coding region runs from base 68 to 925 and encodes 285 amino acids. Gene Ontology annotation, molecular function: oxidoreductase activity. The record is from RefSeq and is a predicted model, not a curated record. NCBI's taxonomy places the organism in Eukaryota, Metazoa, Chordata, Mammalia, Chiroptera, Mormoopidae.